Magnolia sinica is the source of this 1663-nucleotide messenger RNA. RefSeq lists its product as uncharacterized. NCBI's taxonomy places the organism in Eukaryota, Viridiplantae, Streptophyta, Magnoliopsida, Magnoliales, Magnoliaceae. The record is from RefSeq and is a predicted model, not a curated record. The transcript has 10 exons. Bases 57 to 1319 code for a protein of 420 amino acids. Gene Ontology annotation, molecular function: [acyl-carrier-protein] S-malonyltransferase activity.
GUGCAAUUAGUCUUUUUCUCUUUUAUUUCUCUUGUGAUCUCCGAAGUUCGAACUACAUGCUUUGUAAACUCCGCUAUCAUACGCCUGUGCUAACAAUAAAUUCAAACCCGAGCGCUCUCCUCACAUCCUUCCGUUAUCCUGCGCACCUUCUUCUCCACUCCAAAUUCCCAAUGUCUUCUUCUUCCCUUCUAAUUCCAUCACCCCUCUCCUACCGUACAAAAAGAUCUUUUUCUUCUUUCAAUGCAGCAGCAUCAGAUUCUUUCAAUCUCCAUUUCAAACCAUCCCGGAAUGGAAUCCGGACCUUGUUCCGCAAGAAUCUCGACAGAUCGAGGGUUUUCAUGAGCAUCUCCGUCGGAGCUCGUGCCCUAGAAAACGACGCCUUGUUUGCCGAUUACAAGCCGACAUGCGCUUUCUUGUUUCCUGGUCAGGGUGCACAAGCUGUGGGAAUGGGUAAGGAUGCUCAGAAUAUUCAAGCUGCUGCUGCCGUAUUCCAAAAGGCGAAUGAAAUACUUGGUUUUGAUCUUUUGGAUGUGUGCACCAACGGACCAAAAGAAAAGUUGGAUUCAACAGUUAUAAGUCAGCCAGCUAUCUAUGUCACAAGUCUAGCUGCUGUUGAGGUACUUCGUGCUCGUGAUGGAGGUCAGCAGAUAAUUGAUUCUGUAGAUGUCACAUGUGGUCUUAGCUUGGGAGAAUAUACUGCUCUUGCAUUUGCUGGUGCUUUCAGCUUCGAGGAUGGACUCAGGCUGGUCAAGCUCAGAGGAGAAGCCAUGCAGGAAGCUGCAGAUGCUGCCAACAGUGCUAUGGUUAGUGUAAUAGGACUAGAUUCAGAAAAGGUCCAGCUACUAUGUGAUGCAGCUAAUGAAGAAGUAGAUGAGAAAAAUAAAGUUCAGAUUGCAAACUUCCUUUGUCCAGGUAACUAUGCUGUUUCUGGAGGUGUGAAAGGUGUGGAAGCAGUAGAAGCUAAGGCAAAGUCAUUUAAGGCUCGAAUGACGGUACGCCUUGCUGUUGCCGGUGCAUUCCAUACCAGCUUCAUGGAACCAGCUGUUUCGAGAUUGGAAGCUGCCUUAGCUGCAACAGAAAUCAGAACCCCAAGAAUACCUGUCAUAUCCAAUGUGGAUGCACAGCCACAUGCAGAUCCUGACACGAUUAAGAAGAUACUGGCACGCCAGGUGACAUCCCCUGUUCAAUGGGAAACAACAGUGAAGACUCUCUUAGGGAAAGGGCUCACAAAAAGCUACGAGUUGGGACCUGGAAAGGUUAUAGCUGGAAUCGUGAAGAGGAUCAACAAGGGUGCCGACAUUGAGAACAUCGGUGCUUGAAGGAUUUUAGAAGUCAGCCUUUCAACAAAGAUUUUGUAGACUCCUCCAUGGGACCUGUGAUUUCACUGCCAUAGCCUAGCAUAAUACUGACACGUCCAUCGGAUUUCGAGUUCGACUCCCAGCUUGCACAAACCAGGAAGGAAUUUACAAUAAGUGUUGUGCUUGAGCUAGAGACAUGAGGAGAUGUCAUUCCUCGGCACAGCCGUUGAUUCCAUCCAUCAGAUAGAUGUAUUGUAUUUGUAUUGCCAUUAUUUUUACCUUCUGUCAGAUAUUGGUACCAUAUUCCAAUAUGGAUGUAGUUGGAAGGAUAUUAUUUAAUGAUCUUGGCCAUGCUAUUUUGGGUU